CAAUGGAAUUAAUAAACGAUUUCCUCAAUCUAACUGCACCUUUCUUCACUUUCUUUGGCCUUUGCGUCUUCUUGCCCCCUUUUUAUUUCUUCAAGUUCGUGCAGUCUAUUUUCUCGACCAUUUUCUCUGAAACUCUUUAUGGGAAAGUCGUUCUCAUUACUGGUGCUUCCUCCGGCAUCGGCGAGCAAUUGGCAUAUGAGUACGCAAGUAGAGGUGCACGUUUGGCUCUGACUGCUCGAAGGAAGAACCGUCUAGAGGAAGUGGCUGAGAUUGCUCGUGAAAUUGGUUCUCCCAAUGUUUUCACUGUUCAUGCUGAUGUCUCUAAACCUGAUGAUUGUAGACGAAUCGUCGAUGAGACUAUCUCCCAUUUUGGUAGAUUGGAUCAUCUUGUAAAUAAUGCUGGAAUAACGCAGAUUGCAAUGUUUGAGAACAUUGAAGAAAUAGCUAAAACAAAAGCAGUUAUGGAUACUAACUUUUGGGGAUCGGUUUAUACAACUCGUGCUGCGCUUCCGUACCUUCGACAAAGCAACGGUAAGAUCGUGGCUAUGUCUUCCUCUGCUGCAUGGCUAACGGCCCCAAGGAUGAGCCUUUACAAUGCAAGCAAAGCAGCUGUGUUGAACUUCUUUGAGACAAUGAGGAUUGAGCUUGGCGGCGAUGUACACAUUACAAUCGUCACACCUGGUUACAUAGAAUCCGAACUCACACAAGGCAAGCAUUUCUCUGGUGAAGGCGAGUUGAUAGUCAACCAAGACAUGAGAGAUGUUCAAAUAGGAGCGUUUCCGGUAGCAUCAGCGUCAGGAUGUGCCAAGGCGAUAGUAAAUGGUGUGUGCCGUAAACAGAGAUAUGUGACGGAGCCGUCGUGGUUUAAGAUGACUUAUCUUUGGAAAGUGUUUUGUCCUGAAGUGAUUGAGUGGGGUUGCCGGUUAAUGUUCAUGACCGGACAUGGUACGUCCGAGUAUGACUCACUCAACAAGAAGAUCAUGGACAUUCCUGGUGUACGUAGUGUUUUGUACCCGGAAUCUAUCAGAACACCGGAAAUCAAGUCGGAG
Molecule: messenger RNA, 1049 nt
Organism: Thlaspi arvense
Lineage: Eukaryota; Viridiplantae; Streptophyta; Magnoliopsida; Brassicales; Brassicaceae
Source: the annotation of a GenBank genome assembly